AGCUGCAGCACAAGCGCGCACCCGACGCGCGCUCCUCACGGCAUUCCACAGCUGAUAGAGGGAUGAGAGAGGGAUGCUAAGGAAAUGUUUUCCUUCAACACAGAAAAUGGGCUAUCGUGAACUUCAUCCGACAGCAGAAUGCGACUGAAAUAUCGCAGGCGAAGACCGUGAGUCAAGUGAUGCCAGUAGACCAGGAUGGACCGAUAUCAUCACAACAGUUACAGUAGCUAAAAUGCCACAUUUUAGGAUUGUAAACUGUUGAAAGAGAAAGUCACCAUCUGCUGACUGGAUUUGGCACCAUAAUAACCUUCUUCCGGAGCUCAAUAUAUUGAAGACGGACUCCACUUUUGACCUUUAGACCACGUCAUACCUGCCGUCAAUAUGUUUGCUUAAAGUUUGAAGUCUUCGAUCUUUGACGCUGCAGCGAGUGUUUCCCUGAAGACCCGGUUUUAGUAUUCUUGGACUGUUGAAGAGCCUUUGCUCGAGAUGUUUACCGCUCUGAAGAAGCUAGUGGGCUCUGAAGCAGGGCAGCUCAGGGAUAGAAAUAUUCCUGCAGGCCUGCAAUCCAUGAACCAGAGUCUACAGAGACGCUUCGCCAAGGGUGUACAAUAUAACAUGAAAAUAGUCAUCCGUGGGGACAGGAACACCGGUAAAAGUGCACUUUGGCACCGACUUCAAGGGAAAAAGUUCCUGGAAGAGUACAUCCCCACGCAGGAGAUCCAGGUCACCAGCAUUCACUGGAACUACAAAACGACAGAUGAUGUAGUGAAAGUUGAGGUCUGGGAUGUGGUAGACAAAGGACAAAAGCUUCCUCUUCCAGAAGGUGUAGGGAAAGGGAAAAGACGCGGAGAGAAUCUGAAAUUGGAAAAUGAACCUCAGGAGUCUGAAUCCGACAUGGCUCUCGAUGCAGAGUUCCUGGAUGUUUAUAAGAACUGUAAUGGCGUGAUCAUGAUGUUUGACAUCACCAAACAGUGGACGUUCAACUACAUCCUUAGGGAGUUACCAAAAGUGCCAACACACGUCCCAGUGUGUGUCCUGGGUAACCAGCGGGACAUGGGCGAGCACAGGGUCAUCUUACCCGAUGACAUCAGAGAUUUUAUCAACAGUCUGAACAGACCUCCGGGCUCCUCCUACAUCCACUAUGCCGAGUCUUCCAUGAAAAACGGCUUUGGUCUCAAAUACCUCCAUCGCUUCUUCAACAUCCCAUUCCUGCAGCUGCAGAGGGAGACUCUGUUACGACAACUGGAGACAAAUCAGCUUGACAUCGAUGCCACACUAGAAGAACUCAGUGUUCAGCAGGAGACGGAGGACCAGAACUAUGACAUAUUUCUUGAGAUGAUGGAGUCACGCAAAGCUUAUGGAUCUCCAGCGCCCUCUAAUGGCCAGAGCCCGUCCUCAGGGUCCCAGUCCCCUGUGGUGCUGCCCGGUGCCGCCUCUCCCAGUAACUCCAGCCCCAGUACACCACAGGCUCCUGUCCCUAUCCAGACCCAAUCCGCCCCGCCACCACCUCCAUCUAUACCACACCCUCCUGUCCAGCUCACAGCCGCCCAUGCACCCCAAACACCAUCUCAAAGCCUGGAGCCUUCGCCCGCAGCAACGGUACCCGCAUCUACCCAACCCGCACCUCCUCAUGCCCAGAAACGAGGCUUCAUGUCACGCCUGUUCGGUUCGUCUGCUGCAGAGACUUCACCAGACAGACCAGAAACUACAGGUUCUGAAGGCCCGAAGCCCUCUGGAAAGGUGCAGAGCGUGGAUGAAUUUGUACCGGAGGUUGGAUUGGACCGGACCUUUCUGGAAGACGGUGGAACAGCAGUUAAAUCAAAGAAAAAACCUCCAACAUCAGCUCCCAUUCUGGACAGUGAUAGUGAUGGAGAGGGCCGGGGAAAUCCUCUGGUCUCCGGCUUCCAGGAUGAUUUAGAUCCGGAUGACCGAGCGCUGAGCCGGCCUGCCCUUAAAGCGGUGGUCCCAAGCGUGGGCGUCACACUCACGAGUGACGAAGAGGAGGAAGAUUCAUCUCUACCCUCUGUUGCCCUGCACAAAGGCAUCAGCUCAGGAACAAACUCAAAGGGAUCUUCAGUGAACUCCAUCAAACAUCUGCACACCAUGUCCAAACCAGCCGAGAGACCCCAAAGCCUGAAAACAACAGCAGGACCUGCAGGUCUGAAGACAGGGGGCGCUGUUGAGGUGCACUCAGAUUCAGACGCUCAGCAAAUGCUUUCAUUUGCCAUGGAUGACCCUGAUUUCGAGAGUGAAGAACUUGGCGUACACAAGAUCAAAGCGGGGGCCCUUUCUGCACUAGAUGACUUCUCUGACCGGUCGGAUGAUGGUUUCGUGUUAGCUGGACUCCAGGAGCCCCCCAAACCUGUUGCCCCCUCAUUCAAGACCCUCAAUAGCGACAUUGACCUCUUCGGCCUGGGCUUUGAAGACACGACACCUAAGAGUAAAGACAGCAGUGAAGAUCAGGAAGAUAAUGAAAGCAGACACUCCAUAAAGGACAAGAAAAAGAAGAAAAAGAAAAGCAAAGAGGAGGAUGAGAAAAGCAGCAAAAAACGACACAAACACAAGAAAAAGGAAAAAGAUGAAGCAGGAAUAGGAACAGGAACAGUAGACGAGAAAGAAAAGAAGAAGAAGAAAUCAUCAAGGCCCAAGAAAGCAGGAACUGUGGACGAUCUUGAGGCCUUCCUGGCCAGUGAGGGUGGAGAUUAUGAAGAACUCUAGAGCUCCAUCUAACCAAUCAGGGUUUGACAUCAACACCGUGUGACAUCGCCAGGUCAUUUUCCAAUCCAUUCCACCUGUUUUUCAGUGCCUAACCUUUUGAAUUUUCACAGCGUUUUUUGUUCUUCCAGCAGUGCAGCUUUACGUUGUGCUUUCUCAAAUUUGGUACAUGGCACCGUCGUUCGCCUCAUGCCGUUUUCCAAAGUGUAUCAGUAUUUUCAGACCUAUAACUUUAGAUGCAUUUUUCGGGAAGGACAGAGGCAGAUUUCACCUGCUU
This is a messenger RNA of Rhinichthys klamathensis goyatoka, 2992 nucleotides long. It is a transcript of the gene rabl6a, whose product is annotated as RAB, member RAS oncogene family-like 6a. Lineage: Eukaryota; Metazoa; Chordata; Actinopteri; Cypriniformes; Leuciscidae. The transcript has 17 exons. Gene Ontology annotation, cellular component: nucleus; cytosol. Gene Ontology annotation, molecular function: GTP binding. The record is from RefSeq and is a predicted model, not a curated record. Bases 487 to 2718 code for a protein of 743 amino acids.